AUGGACGCUGCUCUACUAAUCGCAGUAAACGUAACAUACUCUUGGCUGCAGAUACCGGAGCACGGUGGUCGAGCCGUCGCUCAGCGUCCCGAUACGCAACUGGAAUACGACAUCGACGCUGUCAACGAAAUCAUUGCAAAGCGUCUACCUAUCCCAGUCCGCGACUUUGCUUUCGAUCUCGGUCUCAUCCGUUCCUUCGAUGUCAACAAGCCUGGUGCUGAGGUCCACGAACUCUAA
Suillus plorans is the source of this 237-nucleotide messenger RNA. RefSeq lists its product as uncharacterized. Lineage: Eukaryota; Fungi; Basidiomycota; Agaricomycetes; Boletales; Suillaceae. The transcript is spliced from 2 exons. The coding region runs from base 1 to 237 and encodes 78 amino acids. The record is from RefSeq and is a predicted model, not a curated record.